UUGUAGUGGAUUAUUGUAAUCCGACUGAGGUUUGGACGACAGUCGGCAUCAGCGCAGACGAGCGGAGCCCAGUGGCCUGGAACAGUCGCCUCCCGGCCCGCGAUCACAGGCUCGACUGGAACAUGACGUGCCGCGCGGCUCGGUGCUCCUGAAGGCGGCGGCGGUCUGCGGCUCCGCGGCCGUUUCCUGGAUCCGUGUCUGCGGAACGCUGACAGCUGCAGCUUCUCCCGUCCGUCCGUCCGAGGAGGAGGAGGAGGAAGGCUCUUCGUCCGGCUCCGGCUCCGGCUCCGGCUCGCGCCCCUGACAGCCAGCGGCGGGAAAGCGCUCGCGGAGCUUGGGCUCGCUAGCGCGGCUAGCUGCGUCCUGCUAGCUGACUAGCUGCAGAGGAAAUCUCCGAGUUCAGUUCGGAACCAGGUUCUGGUCGGUGUCGGACCCGGAGGCGAACAGGAUGUCGGCGAAGGACCAAAACAAAGUGUCCACCGUCGAGCGGCCCAUUAAAGCGGUGCCCUACCCUCCCGGCGCCCGCCUGACGGUGCAGGACCUGUACGUGGACGGGCGGCCCAGCGUGGAGGUCCUCAAGGCUCACCUGGUGAAGGAGGGCCGGCUGGAGGAGGAGGCGGCGCUGCGCAUCAUCAACGAGGGCGCCGCCAUCCUGCGGCAGGAGAAGUGCAUGCUGGAGGUGGAGGCCCCCAUCACAGUCUGCGGCGACGUCCACGGUCAGUUCUUUGACCUGAUGAAGCUGUUUGAGGUGGGCGGGGCCCCGAGCAGCACCAGGUACCUGUUCCUGGGAGACUACGUGGACCGAGGGUACUUCAGCAUCGAGUGCGUUCUGUUCCUGUGGGCUCUGAAGAUCAACCACCCCAACACCCUCUUCCUGCUGCGGGGGAACCACGAGUGCCGGCACCUGACCGAGUACUUCACCUUCAAGCAGGAGUGUAAGAUCAAGUACUCGGAGCAGGUCUACGACGCCUGCAUGGACGCCUUCGACUGUCUUCCUCUGGCAGCUCUUCUCAACCAGCAGUUCCUGUGCGUCCACGGAGGUCUGAGUCCGGAGGUCACCUGCCUGGACGACAUCCGCAAGCUGGACCGCUUCAAGGAGCCUCCGGCCUUCGGCCCCAUGUGUGACCUGCUGUGGUCCGACCCGGGAGAGGACUACGGCUCUGAGAAGACCCAGGAACACUUCUGCCACAACAGCGUGAGAGGAUGCUCCUACUUCUACAGCUAUCCUGCCGUCUGCGACUUCCUGAUGAACAACAACCUGCUGUCAGUAAUACGAGCGCACGAAGCCCAGGACGCAGGGUAUCGAAUGUACAGGAAGAGUCAGACGACCGGCUUCCCAUCUUUGAUCACCAUCUUCUCGGCGCCCAACUAUCUGGACGUUUACAACAACAAAGCGGCGGUGCUCAAGUACGAGAACAACGUGAUGAACAUCCGGCAGUUCAACUGCUCCCCUCACCCCUACUGGCUGCCCAACUUCAUGGACGUCUUCACCUGGUCGCUGCCCUUCGUGGGCGAGAAGGUGACGGAGAUGCUGGUGAACGUGCUGAACAUUUGCUCCGACGACGAGCUCAUGUCAGAGGGAGACGACACGUGUGAAGGCGGCGCUCCGGCUGUCAGGAAGGAGGUGAUCAGAAACAAGAUCCGAGCCAUCGGGAAGAUGGCCCGAGUGUUCUCCGUGCUCAGGGAGGAGAACGAGAGUGUGCUGCAGCUGAAGGGUCUGACUCCCACUGGCACGCUUCCCCUGGGAGUUCUGUCCGGCGGCCGGCGGACUCUGCAGAGCGCCACUGUGGAGGCGGAGGAGGCUCGAGGCUUCAACCCGCAGCACAAGAUCCAGAGCUUCGAGGAGGCGCGAGGUCUGGACCGCAUCAACGAGAGGAUGCCGCCGCGCCGCGACAGCAACCAGCAGGAGGCGGUGGCAGCGGCGGCGCUCAACAACCUCCCGGACAAGAACGGCACCAGCGCGCAGGCCUAGACCUCCUUCCUCUCCCCUGCUCCCUUCCUUCCUUCCUUCCUUUUCCUUUCCUUCCUUCCUUCCUUCCUUCUUUGAAGCCAGCGACGCUUCAUGCUUGGUUUAUUUCUUCAUCCGCUCCUAUAAAAAAACGUCUCAUGGCGUCAUGAGGCAGCAAGCGAGAGGCGGCGCUCCCUCGUUUCUAUGCCGACGACAGUGUGACUGAACUGAGAGUAUUGACGUUUCUAUUCAUUUGUACAAUUCAAUUCUCCUCUUUUCAACGUGACAUUUUUUUUUAAUUCAAUAGACUUAGAUUGAAGGACGGUAGCGGGGGCGGGGGGAGCGGCGGGGGUGGGUGAGAGCGAGCGAGCGAGAGAGAGAGCGCUAUAUGGGAAAUGACUAUAAGGGGCGGGGCUUCAGUCAGCGUCGACAGACUGGGUGCAACUCUGGUGUCACCGCCACGAAGCUCGGACCGGAACAUGGCGGCACCCGGUCCGUGUCAGGCGUUUGACUCGCGGGUGCACCGGUUCGGGGUCGUGUUUCGAGUCGCUGACACCAGAGUUGUGAGGAAGGUGGCGGGGCCUCGGUGUUUGGGGCUGGAGAGGACGAACAUAUCUAUCUGACAGACGUGUUUCUUUCAGGCUCCAUGUGUCGAUGAUGUCUCACUCCGUUCAAUAAAACCGGCUGUUGAA
Synchiropus splendidus (mandarinfish) is the source of this 2640-nucleotide messenger RNA. RefSeq names its product protein phosphatase 3, catalytic subunit, gamma isozyme, b (gene ppp3ccb). Lineage: Eukaryota; Metazoa; Chordata; Actinopteri; Syngnathiformes; Callionymidae. The coding region runs from base 449 to 1972 and encodes 507 amino acids. Gene Ontology annotation, cellular component: cytoplasm; calcineurin complex. Gene Ontology annotation, biological process: calcineurin-mediated signaling. The record is from RefSeq and is a predicted model, not a curated record. The transcript is spliced from 14 exons. Gene Ontology annotation, molecular function: calmodulin binding; calmodulin-dependent protein phosphatase activity.